Loa loa (African eye worm) is the source of this 2304-nucleotide messenger RNA. RefSeq names its product trehalase. The record is from RefSeq and is a predicted model, not a curated record. Gene Ontology annotation, biological process: trehalose catabolic process. The coding region runs from base 1 to 2304 and encodes 767 amino acids. Gene Ontology annotation, molecular function: alpha,alpha-trehalase activity. The transcript is spliced from 10 exons. Lineage: Eukaryota; Metazoa; Nematoda; Chromadorea; Rhabditida; Onchocercidae.
AUGAUAAAAUUAACAGCAAUUGAAAAAGAAAAUGAUCCGGAAAAGGGAUGGCUUAAAGUAAUGAUUGAAUCCGGAAAAUUCGGAAUAUUAUUCAUAAGGGAAAAAUUGGAUUUAUUAAAUGAAACAAAAUUACAAAUGAUACCAUUUAUGAAGCAACAUCUUGCUGCUAUUGAUUUCAUACAUACAGCAUUAUUAGCAUGUCGAGCAUUACAAAAACGUGGUGGAAUAACAGGAAUUAGUAAUAUUGAUAUGAUAAAUACUACUAUCACAAUUGAUAACAUUGAUAAUAGUGGUAAAAUAAUUGAUAUGAAAAAUUAUGAAAAUAAAAUUAUGAAUGGUAAAGAUGAUAAAAGUAAAAGUAAUGAUAAUGAUAUUGCGAUGAUGUUAAGAACAGAAACAAAUGAUGAUAAAUAUAUUGGAAUACCAAGUGAUGAAGAUGUGAUAAGUAAUACGAUUGAAGUACCAGAAUGGGCAUGUAAUGAGAAACAUUCACCAAAUUAUAUCAUUUAUUGUCAGGGUGAUUUACUUCAUACCGUAAUGAUGCUUAAUAUUUUUAAAGAUUCUAAAACAUUUGUUGAUAAACCAUUAAAACGUGAUCCUGCUGAAAUUGCGGCAGAUUUUAAGAAAAAAUUUUCACAUAAUAUUACGGUAAAUGAUCGUGAAGCAGUACGACGAUUUAUUGAUGAAAAUUUUGACGAUGAAGGACAUGAAUUGGAACAAUGUGAAUUAGUGGAUUGGGAAGAGCAACCAGAGAAACUCUUAUCAAUAUCAGAUCCACAAUUACGCCAAUUUGCAUUAAAUGUUAAUUUGAUUUGGAAAAGUUUAUGUCGAACAAUUAAAAAGGAAGUUAUGAAAUAUCCCGAACGUCAUUCAUUACUGUAUGUACCAUAUGAAUUUAUUGUUCCCGGUGGUCGUUUUCGAGAAUUUUAUUACUGGGAUACUUAUUGGGUUAUUAAAGGUCUUCUUGCUUCAGGAAUGCAAGAGACAUCACGUCGAAUGAUUCUUAAUUUUGAAUAUUUGGUAAAAAAAAUUGGUUUUAUACCAAAUGGUGGUCGAGUGUAUUAUUUGCGCCGAUCACAACCACCAUUUUUUAUUCCAAUGGUUUAUGAGUAUUAUAUGGCAACAGAAGAUGAUGAAUUUUUACAUUCCACAAUGGAUACUAUGGAAAUGGAAUUCAAUUUUUGGAAAUCAAGUCGAAUGAUUAAUGUAACAAUUAAUAAAAGAAAUCAUUCAGUAUUUUAUUAUCGUGCAGAUAGUAAUGUUCCACGACCGGAAUCAUACCGUGAAGAUUAUCAAACAGCGGAACGAGUUGAUCGGCAAAGACGACGUAAAUUAUGGCGUGAUAUAGCAAGUGCUGCUGAAUCAGGUUGGGAUUUUAGCAGUCGAUGGUUUCAAAAUCGGAAAAGUAUGGAUACUAUCGUUACAUCCGAUAUUAUUCCGGUUGAUUUGAAUGCUUUCAUGUAUUGGAAUAUGAAAAUUCUAGCACAUCUUCAAGGAGAAAUUGGUAAUCUAACUCGACGUGAUGAAUUAAAUCGAGAACGAUCAAAUUUUGUGGAUACAUUUGAAGCAGUAUUUUUUGAUACACGUGAAGGUGCAUGGUUUGACUUGAACCUGAAAACCGGAGAGCAUUACGAUGAUGCAUAUCCAUCUUUAGCUGCUCCACUUUUCACUGAAUGUUAUCAUGUACUAAAUAGUGGUAUGAUUUCGGAUGUUCUGGAAACGCUACAACGAAAAGGAUUGCUACAAUUUCCGGGUGGCAUACCGGCAAGCUUAAUGAAGGGUACCAAUCAACAAUGGGAUUAUCCAAAUGGUUGGGCACCAAUAAAUCAUAUGAUCAUCGAAGGAUUACGUAAAUCAAAUAAUCCAAGGAUGCAGCAACGAGCAUUUGAGAUUGCUAAUAAAUGGAUUAAUCGUAAUUAUGCACUUUAUCAGAAAGAUCAUAAAAUGUGGGAAAAAUAUGAUGUUGCAAAAGAAUAUGUACGAGCUGCUAAAGGUGGUGAAUAUGAAAAUCAGUAUGGUUUUGGAUGGACCAAUGGGGUGGUACUUGAUUUACUCGUAACAUUCAGUAAACGAGCUGUAGUUAAACCAACUGGUGGUGUAAUCGAUAUUCAUGGAACUGGACGAACAAAUAUAUCCGGUACCAAUCGAACACUUCUUACUCGAUAUUUAGGAACCGGAAAAUCUUCCGAUUUCCUAUGGUGGUUUACGAAACGAAUUCUAAUUCGGGCAUUAAUCACAUUUUUGAAAUGCAAAAAUCCUGGUAGCAGUGUAGAAGUUAAAAAUGUAGAAGUUAAAAGUUUAUGA